Girardinichthys multiradiatus is the source of this 4909-nucleotide messenger RNA. It is a transcript of the gene map7d2a, whose product is annotated as MAP7 domain containing 2a. Gene Ontology annotation, biological process: microtubule cytoskeleton organization. The transcript is spliced from 17 exons. Gene Ontology annotation, cellular component: microtubule cytoskeleton. The record is from RefSeq and is a predicted model, not a curated record. The coding region runs from base 295 to 2931 and encodes 878 amino acids. Lineage: Eukaryota; Metazoa; Chordata; Actinopteri; Cyprinodontiformes; Goodeidae.
CGCUGCGACGCACGGCUGGCUGGCUGCUCCAAAACCUGAUCGCAUGCGUUCCAUCAUCCAGCAGCAUCGAUCACCUCAUCCACAUCCUCCCAGCCUUUUCUAACGACCUUCAGUCUCUUUAACUGAACGCCUCGAUUGUCUUUGUCCGCCGUGGCUGCUCCUGUUUCUGUAGCCGCUACUGUUGUUUUGGAGGAAAACGGGUACCUGCAUCAGCAUCACUGCGGACUGAUUUGGUGGGACAGCAGCUAAUUCAUUCAUUUCUUUGUAUUCUGGCUCAGAUCGCAGCAAACAUCUAUGGCGAAAACGACCGCGUCAUCCAUUGCAACGACAGGUGAAAAGAUGGCACCACCAUCCAUUACUCUACUUCCUGACCAGAAAUCUCCAACAAACGGUCACAGCUCUCCUGUUCGGAUGGGAAAAACGACUCCAUCUAACGCAGAGAAGAGGCCACACAUGAACGGACAUGCAUCCCCCUCACAUCUAACAAGUAGCAAUCAUGGAGGGAAACAAAGUCAGGAGGGCUAUAUGAAGACUGAUGACAGGAUGCGUUUAGCCAAAGAGAGACGUGAGGAGAGAGAGAGAAGCCUGGCCGCCAGGGAGCAGCUGAUCAAGGAGAAGGAGCGCAGGUCUCAGCUGCAGUAUGAGCGCACCGUGGAGGAGCGCUGGAGACGGCUGGAGGAACAGAGGCAGAAAGAGGAGCUCCGCAGAGCUGCGGUGGAGGAGAAGAGGAGGCAGCAGCUUGAGGAGGAGAGGGAGCGGCUUGAGGCGCUCAUGAAACGUUCUCUGGAGAGAAGCCUUCAGCUGGAGCAGAGAACAAAACGCUGGGGAAGGGGUUAUCCUCCAGGAGCAGGUGACUGUGAGAAUGCCCCACUCCCUUACUCUGCUGCCUCCGUCUUUUCCCUUGGCAUUGCCUCCCCCCAUCCUGCUGUCAGCGGAUCUGCACCCUGCAGCCCUCACAGGUCACCUUUCUGCAAUGCACUCAAUCCUGCAGCUACCAACAGAGCUGGACUUCAGGGAGGCUCCCAGUCUACUCCUAGUACCCCAAAGAAAGAACGUAUGCGCCAAGACAGAAGAACUGCAUCCCCAGGUUGUGGAUCCCCUCUCAGAAGAUCUGAAUCCCCAGCAAGUGUCACUAAGCAUCUGACUUCCCCCAUCACCUCCAAAUUAGUGUCUAAGAUGCGUGCCCAGUCUCCCGGAGGUUCUCCUCAGUACCAAAAUCCCCAAAUUAGACGUCAACCAAACCUUAGCGAUGACAGGAAAGGAGAAGAUAAGAAGCUAGAAAAAAAGGGUGAACAAUUCAAGGCUGAGUCAGCAGCAAAAACCAAUGCAGACACUAAAAACCGAAACUCGUCUUCACAAGGUCAAUUUGAUAAGAACCUCAACAGAGAAACACCUGAGAGAAAUUAUUCGCCUGACAGAAGGAACCAAAUGUCAUCCAGAAUGGAUUCUUCAGAGAGAAGACUGCAAGUCAAUGGACACAGUGGAGACAUGGAAUCCACAGCACUCACAUUCACAGGAAAAUUGGGAGCUGGCACAACAAAUGCAGAGGAGGCUACGAGACUGCUGGCAGAGCGCAGACGUCAGACUCGAGCCCAAAAAGAACUGGAGGAGAACAAACAGGAAAAAGAGCGAGAAGAAAGAUUGAGGGAAGAGGAACAAAGGAAGCAGCUUGCUCAGGAGCAACAGCGGCAAGAGGUGAAGGCACAACAAGGUGAGGUGAGACGGAACAAUAUGAUGGACCACCACAGGCUGAAAUCAGAGGACGACAAAAGAAAGGAAGAACAGCAGCAGAUCCAAAUUGAGGCAGAGAAAGAAAAAGCUAAAGUCCAGGCUCAAGAGAAUGCAGAGCGUCAGCGGCAAGGCAGGGAACUACAGACGCAACAGGAAGAGGAGAGACAACUCAGGAAAAAGAGAAUUGAGGAGAUUAUGAAGAGAACAAGGAAGGGUGAAGCUGACAUGAAGGAGGAGCAGGUGGAGACAAAGCCGGUCUCACCGCCAGGAGAUGUAAUUACCAAAGAUCAUGUCACCAAGCAGGCAACGAAAAAGGUAGAGUUUCUGGUAAAAGAGCAGAUGACAGUGCAGGUUGAGACAAAGGAAAAUGUUCUCUUCAAGAAAGAAGCAGUAGCAGUAUUACCGAUGGACAGUGAGAAGAGUAAACAAGUACAAAACAACACUCACCCAGUCACACAGAAACAGGGUGUUCCUGAAGAAAGACCUGAGAAAAAACAAACCAGUAAAGAGAACUGCAGCAGCCAACUCAACAAAAAGACGAACACUAGUGCAUUGAAGCAGCAGGGAAGAGAGAUGGAGCUGAACUUUAACAUGCAGCACAGAUUGAAUGUUCAAAUCACCACGCAACUACACAAAGAGUUGACUGAGCUGACAGGAGAUGCCAAAGCAAUGCAAGGACAGGGUAGUGUGAUGAAUGGAGCAGUGAAGGGUGCAGGAAGUGCCUUAACAUGCAGUCAUCCAACUACUGAAGGAAGCAAACAGCAACGCAAUGUGUCAAUCUCAGCUGAAGGAAAGACUAAAAAGGGGCCCGAUGAUGGAGCUGGUGGAGCCUCUGUGACAGUGGUAUCAGUGGUACAUUCAUCAUCACCAACCAGCAAGCUGGAGCCAUUAGAUGUGAAAAGAACCGGAUCCUGUGAUGAUGUGCAAUCAAUGGAUGUUAGUCCAGCUUCAAAGGAGGAACUAAUUUCCAUCACUAAGUUCUCGCCAGGUGAUGAAAUUGAGAAGGGUUUCAUGAGCCACAACCAGGCUCUUAAAGACCUGAUGGACCUGACGGGAAGUGUCACGCAGGCAAAGCCUCCUUCUGAGAGCACCAUGGGCGACUGCAACAAGAACCUGAUACGGGGGGUUGUUAGUCCAAUGUCAGAUUCAAAACUCAUAGGGAUUACACCCCCAUCCUCAAACAAACUAAGCGUCAAGUAGUCUGUUAUAUUUUUCUUAUCUGCUCCUGCUUGUCUCCUCUUUCUUCUCUGACUUUGUAACCAGUAUGAUUAUAUGGAAAUCGAGCCAUGGACUUUGACUAAAAAACGCACACUGUAAACUAAUGAUGGAGCUUUUAAAAUGAUCUGUGAAUGAUUUAUUUUGCUAUUGGUUAGAGGACAAACACGUGUAGACUGACUCAAAAGGGGUUAUAGAUAGGACAAAGUAGGAAACAACCAAAAAAAAUUAAAUAUCAGGUUUCUGAAUAUAAUAGAAAACACAAGUUUACUUAUUUGCAUUAGCCUGUUAAGAAUUGCACAGAUUUCUCAUUGACUCGACUGCAAUAUUGAAUUAUGUAAGCCUUUCCUGGUUGAAUUUUAAACUCUACCAGUUUCCUAAAAACUGAGUUGGUGAAAAAUGUUUCUGUGUCAAGUUGUAUUAGUGCAUGUAUUAAUGACUGAAAGUGGGAAUCCAAUCAAACUGGUAACCAUUUCCUUUCCUCGCCCUAUAAAAUCUAAUCAUGGGACUGUUCACUUAUUGAAAUAACUCUCCAUUUGACCGGACUCGCUAAGUGCAUAUGACAGAGAAAAAUGAUGGCUGUCAAAAUAGAUGUACCACUUUUCAAACAAUCACUGACACAUUGUUUUUUUCCCGUGUGAAAGAGGUGAGUUUAAAUGUGGGAUUGUAUAAUAACCAAACUAGGCUUUAUUACGGAGCCCAGAGCCAAGUGUCAGUGGGUGAAAAAAAACAAAGCCGGUGGAAAUCCGUGCUCACGCUUUACUAAACUGAGCUCUCAGUUUUGCAAUCUGUGCGGACGGUUUGAUAAACUCUGUGCUCCUUUUGCAAUCCGUGCGUGCAGAUUACUCAGUGAUAUCUGUCGAGAGUUUGGACGCAUGGCCCACACCUGCAAGGUAAGUUCAGUGGAUCUGUUGUAGUGUAACGAAAAUAAAGUCAUAUUACAAGCUGUGAAGUGUGCUGAUUAAAAAAUGGCAGUGCUUUAAGUUUAUAUAUGAAAACAUCCACGGAAUUACCUCGCAGGUGUGGGCCAUGCGUCCAAACUCUGUCUUGCAAAACAGAAAGCACAAUUUAUCAAACGGAUUGCAGAAACUGAGAGCACAUUCUUGUAAUCCGUGCACACAGAUUGCAAAACUGAGCGCACAGUUUUGUAAAGCAUGAGCACAGAUUUCCACCGGCUUUGUUUAUUUUUACCCACUAACACUUGAUGGGCUCCAUAUUUUAAGAGUCUUAUAUAUUAUGAAAACGUCUGACAUCUGAGCAACUUCAUGUCACUGUAAAGCUUUCUGUGGCUGCACUUUGCUUUGUCGGAUAAAGUUUCAGUAGAUCUGUCAUGCAAAAUAAUCAGAAUUUUUGGUUAAACAUAAAGUGCAGCAUGAAUGUUGGCUUGAAAAUCAACUUAUAAAUGUGCCCUGUAGCUUUGGACUCAACCUGACCAAUGCAAGAACAAUACAGAUUUUGCUUCAGCAAAAAACUGCUUAAGCAAGCCAUAAAAUAAUUAACAACUGCAGGUACUAUUUUCCAUGUUUGUAGGUGAAGUUUUAGAAAAACAUGCCUUACCAAGGAUUGAUUGGUUGAUUUUGUGUUUUUCUUUUUAUUUCAGCAAGUCUAUGUAUUUCAGCAGGUCUAUGUGUGUGCAAUAUGCAAUAUUUUGCUUUUAAAUACACUGCGGGCUUUUAUGUUAUUUGAACAGAUUGUACACUAUUGUAGCAAAGAUUAUAUCAUUAUUACUCAGGCAAAAACAUUUAUAGCAUAAUCAUUGCAUUUGCAUUGUUUUGCAAAUAUCUAAAAUAUGAAUGUAAAGAAAUACUUUUCAAAAUCUGCUCAUACCAUAACACAACUGUAUAAUGGUCAGUUUACAUUAUGCAAACACAGUAGACCUUGUUUGUGCAUGUCUAGCAUGGUCAUCAUACAUAUAUGUAAUCUAAUAGGAAGAAAAUACCUAAAUAAAGAGCAACAAUACCAA